ACACAUACAGGAUCUUGACACUGAGGGAAACAAAUGUGAAUUACAUCAGCAGCAGCAAGCAGUUUAGCUCCAUCUGUAGGAUACAUCUGUGCAAAAGCAUCCAGUCUGACAAGUCAGAGCAAAAGCAGCUUUUUUGUACUCCCGCAUACUAGCAUUAGACUCUGGCUCUUAGAGACUCUUGAAGAUAGAUAUCAUAUAAAAUGUAUGGAAUGCACCAUGUUCCUGAAAGUGCUCGCAGCUGGGGACAGCCAGUUUCACCUGGGCGCUGGCAUAGCUUCCAAUAACCAGAGUUACUGCGGAAUAUAGGCUUCAUUUGUAUCAUUAGAUCUGCUUGGCGAAACUUAAACGGCAGAAGACGGAAAUGGUGACUGCGACAAGGUGUCAGCUCUGGAAAAAUCAUUUGCAUUGUUUGGUGACCACGUAUCCUAACCGGACCAGCUAAUCUGGAGCUGAAAAUGUUUAGCUGCUGUCUACUGCUUGUUCUAGGUCUUCAACGCUGUUUGCAUUUUUAAACUGCAUGCACCCCAGAGGCUGCAGCAACAGCAUUUCUAAUAGUAUCAUUUUAUCAUCUGUGAUGUAGGAAGAAGCCGUAAAAUGGGAAUGCUUUGCUUGCCCUAAAGACAAAAGAUCACCUAAAUGGAGAAAUCGUGUUUUGGUUAGUGCUAGGAAACUGCUAGCAGGUCGCGUUAAGUAAAAUACUAGCAAACCACAGCAGCUUGCAUUAACUAACAUACUAGCAAAACAAAUGAAUAUGUUAAUGGAGUUCUGAGUCUAAGCAGACAAAAAAAAACAUAUUAAGCAUUGAUUCAUGUGUUCUGAAAUGGCUGAUGAGCAGGAUCAUUUUAACUGGCAAAUUAAGACUUAGCUGUUUCUUUAAAGUCUGCGAAAAUCGUGCAACCUUUGCAUUGUUCCGUGAACCAGAAGUAUGGCAUUUUUCAUUUAUCUAAACCCAGUGGUGCUUGUCCUGUUUGGCUGUGAAAUCUAUGACGUGAAAGCAAAUAGACCACCAGCUCCUGUCAAUGUUACUGUUACUCAGCUGAAGGCCAAUUCUGCAACUGUGACAUGGGAUGUACCUGAAGGAGAUACAGUUAUCGGCUAUGCCAUCUCUCAGCAGAAGCAAGAUGCUCAUGUACAGAGAUUCAUUCGGGAAGUAAACACAACCAACAGAGCCUGUGUACUGUGGGAUUUGCAACAAGACACAGAUUAUAUCAUCCAGGUUCAGACCAUUGGAGUGCAUGGAGAAAGCCAAUCCAGCAAGCGAGUCCAUUUUCGCACACUUAAAGAUACUGACCGCUUCCCUUCCAACAGUUCAAACCAAGGUUUUCUGAAUGUGGAGUAUGGAGGCGACCCAACAGUGCAAGGGUUGGACAAAUAUCGGCAGUUGCAGACAGGGGAAAUCGUUAUUAUUGUCGUUGUUCUCCUUAUGUGGGCAGUGGUGAUAGCACUUUUCUGUCGACAGUAUGACAUAAUCAAGGACAAUGAUUCCAACAACAACAAGGAGAAAGCAAAACCAUCGUCUGAGCACAGCACACCUGAGCACCCAUCUAGUGGACUGCUACGCAGCAAGAAAAAUGCUCCUUCAAUCAACAUCAUUGAAGUGUGACAAAAAAAUGGCUUUUUGCGAACUUAGUGAAAAUCAGAAGAUAUCUCAAAGAAUGUGGAAUAUAUAGUGAACAGACUAUCUUAUAUAUAAAUAUUGGCAAAAGGAUAUUGUGUAAUGCAACAAGGUGCCUUCACAACUGACCACAAGAGUGUAAAACUAUGAACUAUACUUAACUGUAAAAUGAUGUGUGCUAUGUCUUACUGCCAAACAUAUGCUGUGGAGAAUGUAGGAGAGGUUUUUUACUACUUUAUGGUCUACAGUAUGUAUCAUUGUAGAGGUAACUAGUCAUUGCAAGAUAUGUCGCUCUGCAAAGUCUGAAACCAUUUACAAAUGUAGCUAUAUUUGUGGGUUUACAGAUCUUAGCUAAUGUGUUACAUUUGGUAGUCGACAGAAAACUGGCAUGCCAUAGGCUAUUCUAGAACUGCUUCAGAUGUUGGUGCAUUUUUUAGUACUAUGUAUAAUCCUUGCAGAAUGACAUACAUAUUCUACUAAAACUUUAGUGAUAUUGAGAAAAUCUGUAUAAUAUGCAUUUAUUUUCAGUCAUAAAAAUCUAUGCCUAUACUUUUAAUAAGUUGCAUGAACUAUUAAAAUGUUGCAAGUGAACUGUCUUUUUUAAUCAAGAAAUUAACAGGUAAUGAACUCAUAAAAUAUAUAUACAUUAAAGCAGAUGGGUGCUGGAAUUAUUUGAUUUUGGAAUAAUGAGUUUCUGAGAAGCAAAAAUUCUUUUGACAACACCUUGAAAUGCUCUUGACUUUGUUAAUAAAUCAACCUUGAAACUUAA
This is a messenger RNA of Protopterus annectens (West African lungfish), 2384 nucleotides long. RefSeq names its product fibronectin type III domain containing 4 (gene FNDC4). The coding region runs from base 926 to 1603 and encodes 225 amino acids. Gene Ontology annotation, molecular function: protein binding. The record is from RefSeq and is a predicted model, not a curated record. The transcript is spliced from 7 exons. NCBI's taxonomy places the organism in Eukaryota, Metazoa, Chordata, Ceratodontiformes, Protopteridae.